AUGCGAAGCGAUGCUUUUGCUCUUUUGCUCUCUGCCCAGAGCGCCUUCGGUGGCAAGUACUUCAUCCACUGGACUGCGGAGCCAGACUCGGAGGAGUUCUUCAAGUUCGAUGUAGUUGACCGAGACAACUACAACGAGGUGCCAACCAAAGACUCGGUUGUACUUGAUGCGCAUGCGAGACGCGACAAGAGUGCCACUGAACUUUUGUCCAAGUUGCAGGCAGCCAGAUCGGGACAGAUUUUGAUCGAUAGUGACAUCAGUGAGCCUGAAGAGGGCAUCGAGGUGUACGUGUACAAGAAUGCCGAGGCAAGGGCCGAGUUGGGAAAGGCGAUCUUGAUUCAGGACCUGGUCAUCGUGCCGAAGGAGCUGCAGGAUGCGAUCCGCGUCAUCCAGGCAACGCCGUUUCCGCCAUAUGUGGGUGGUCCUGAUAGGUAUGAGGGUAUGAAGAUGAUUAUUGAAUAG
Symbiodinium sp. CCMP2456 is the source of this 462-nucleotide messenger RNA. NCBI's taxonomy places the organism in Eukaryota, Dinophyceae, Suessiales, Symbiodiniaceae. The record is from the annotation of a GenBank genome assembly.